CAGCAAACCUGUUCACCUUUAACCAUGUUUACAUUAUUGUUUAUUGUCAUUUAUUGUGUUUCCUUAUAUCAACAGAAGUAGCAAAUAUCUUUGCAAUUUACAGUUUUUUUUGCAGUCAAAAAGCACAACAGUACCCACAGCAUCUGACAACAUAGAGCAAAGCAAAAAAAAGAAUAAUGUCUAAUAUUAGCAUAUCAAAUGUUUCAACUUCUAGUCCUCGAUCAAAUAUAAAAAUUGCUGCCGGAGCAGUAGUUUGUGAUGAAAGUAUUCUUAAAGGAGAUAUAACAAUUGGUCCAAGAACUGUAAUUCAUCCAAAAGCAAUAAUUAUAGCAGAAGCAGGUCCCAUUAUUAUAGGCGAAGGAAAUAUUAUCGAAGAAAUGGCAACAAUAGUUAACAAAUUGCCUGACGAUACACCAAGACUUGCAACAGUUCCAGUUCAAAUUAUCGGAAAUUAUAAUGUUUUUGAAGUUGACAGCACAUGCGAAGCAAGUAAAGUUGGUGACAAUAAUAUUCUUGAAACAAAAGCAUUCGUUGGUCGAGAAGUUGAAUUGACUAAUGGCUGCAUAAUAGGUGCUGCUUGUUCUAUAUCGGAAUCAGAAAUUUUACCUGAAAAUACUAUUGUUUAUGGAAGCCAGUGUCAGCGUAGAGAAAUGAGUGAUAAACCAUACCCGCAAGUUGGACAAUUGGAUUUUUUAAUGCGUGUACUACCGAAUUAUCAUCAUCUUCGAAAACCUAAUAUGAAAUUAAAGACUGAUUCAACCAUGCAAUAGAUUGUAACUUAUUGUUUCUAAAAGAUAUUUAUUUUGUUUCUAUUUUGUAAUUAAUAUGCAAUAUAUAUAUUAAAUUAUA
Messenger RNA from Leptopilina boulardi, 849 nucleotides. It is a transcript of the gene DCTN6-p27, whose product is annotated as dynactin subunit 6. The transcript is spliced from 5 exons. The record is from RefSeq and is a predicted model, not a curated record. Gene Ontology annotation, cellular component: dynactin complex. NCBI's taxonomy places the organism in Eukaryota, Metazoa, Arthropoda, Insecta, Hymenoptera, Figitidae. Gene Ontology annotation, molecular function: dynein complex binding. Gene Ontology annotation, biological process: mitotic spindle organization. The coding region runs from base 177 to 770 and encodes 197 amino acids.